Messenger RNA from Ogataea angusta, 1101 nucleotides. RefSeq lists its product as uncharacterized. Gene Ontology annotation, biological process: mitochondrial transmembrane transport. Bases 1 to 1101 code for a protein of 366 amino acids. The record is from RefSeq and is a predicted model, not a curated record. The transcript has a single exon. Lineage: Eukaryota; Fungi; Ascomycota; Pichiomycetes; Pichiales; Pichiaceae.
AUGUCGCAAAUAGAACUAAUAGAAGAUGCUACUUUGCCCAGAUUGGAGUCCAGGCAACAGCCACAGUCUGGAUCAGACAUUACGAUUGCGCAGAGGAUGCUGAGUGCAUGCACCGGGUCACUGUUAACCUCUUUGGUGGUAACACCCUUUGAUGUGGUGCGAAUCAGGCUGCAACAGCAACAACUGCUUUUUCCUCCCCAUUUCCGUCAAACAGCAACUUGUUGUAAGAAGGUGUUUUGGGAGGACGUCACAAAAGCUAAAAAAGAUUAUUUCUGCUCAAGCAACGCAUGUGCACAAGAGUUCAAGAUUAAUGGCACGUUCUCUGGACUUACCAAGAUCGCUGUUAAUGAAGGUGUUUUCACGCUUUAUAGAGGUUUAUCUCUGAUGCUCAUCAUGGCAGUUCCCUCCAAUAUGGUCUACUUUAGCGGAUAUGAGUACUUGCGAGAUAGAUCUCCUCUGAAAGAUCAAUUUCCAAUUUUCAACCCUCUUCUUUGUGGGUCCUUCGCGCGAAUCAUGGCUGCGACAGUGGUAGCCCCAUUAGAACUGAUAAAGACUCGACUGCAGGCUGUUCCCACAUCAACCUCAACGUCUUCUGAGAUCAUGAAGAUGGUCGUUACGAACUCGUUUAAAGAAGUGCAAAAUAAAGGAAUCUUUUCUCUUUUUAAAGGGUUACAGUUGACCCUUUGGCGCGAUGUCCCAUUUAGUGGCAUAUAUUGGUCUUCCUACGAAUACCUUAAUGGCAGAUUACAACGGUUGCAAACCUUCAACUCGUCAGAGCACGAGCAUGCCGAGAUUUUUGCUAGGUCAUUCAUCAGCGGCUCUCUCUCUGGCGUGCUGGCAGCAAUCUUCACCAAUCCUUUUGACGUUGGGAAAACACGACUUCAAGUAACUUUGGAAGAUACCGGAUCCUUGAACAAGCUCGUGAACUCAAAAAGCACCAAAGAAUCGAUGUUCAAAUCGUUGCAUACCAUUUAUAAAAACGAGGGCAUGAGCUCGCUCUUCGUGGGUUUAGCUCCACGGUGCCUGAAAAUUGCGCCCUCGUGUGCUAUAAUGAUUUCCACGUACGAAAUCAGCAAAAAGUUAUUUGCAGACAUGAUAUAA